Messenger RNA from Eleginops maclovinus (Patagonian blennie), 4258 nucleotides. RefSeq names its product protein kinase C and casein kinase substrate in neurons protein 1-like. The coding region runs from base 377 to 1696 and encodes 439 amino acids. Gene Ontology annotation, cellular component: cytoplasm; plasma membrane; endosome. The record is from RefSeq and is a predicted model, not a curated record. NCBI's taxonomy places the organism in Eukaryota, Metazoa, Chordata, Actinopteri, Perciformes, Eleginopidae. Gene Ontology annotation, biological process: regulation of endocytosis; cytoskeleton organization; plasma membrane tubulation. The transcript is spliced from 11 exons. Gene Ontology annotation, molecular function: protein binding; phospholipid binding.
CCGCUCUUCCGUUUCCCUGCAGCCUAUUUCUGUCGUCCAUUGAAAGGAAAUCGCUGGGCCAUCCCCCCGACGCGCGCCUGUGCCGUGGAGCUCCCCCUUGCUGCGUGCAUCGUGAUCUAGUGUCUUGCAGAGAGAGAACGCAGGGUCACCUUCUGUCACUGCAAGGGGAAAUACUGAAUAUAUUGCAGCAUAGGCUAUUAGGUAGUAGUGCACCUCGGCAGCUGCAGCAUCUCUGGUGAUCUCCUGCAGGGGACCAACAGCUCUCUCUAAGGUUUAUGGAAACCUGACCUCCCAUCGGUGGAGAAGUGCAUGAGGAACCCAGCUCUGCUGCAGAGGACAGGUUUAGUCAUUAGAGUGCUUUGCCACAUCCAGGAAAAUGUCUGGCUCCUACGAUGAAUGUGCAGGUGCUGACGACACCAUGGACAGCUUCUGGGAGGUGGGGAACUACAAACGUGCUGUCAAGAGAUUUGAUGACGGCCAUCGGCUCUGCAAUGACCUCAUGGGCUGCCUGCAGGAGCGUGCCAAGAUAGAGAAAUCCUACGGGGAUCAGCUAACUGCAUGGUCCAAGAGAUGGAGACAGCUCAUUGAAAAAGGCCCGCAGUAUGGCUCUGUGGAGAGAGCCUGGCUGGCUGUGAUGACCGAGGCAGAGAAGGUGAGCGAGCUGCACCAAGAUGUGAAGAACAACCUGGUGAACGAGGACGUGGAGAAAGUGAAGAACUGGCAGAAGGAGGCCUAUCACAAGCAGAUGAUCGGAGGCUUCAAAGAGGCCAAAGAGGCCGAGGAAGGCUUCAAGAAGGCUCAGAAGCCCUGGGCCAAAAAGCUCAAGGAGAUGGAGGCAGCUAAGAAAAUAUACCACAUGGCCUGCAAGGAGGAGAAGCUGGCUGCAGCCCGAGAGGCCAACGGCAAGACGGAGGCUUCUGUCACAGCGGACCAGCAGAAGAAACUCCACGAGAAAGUAGACAAAUGCAAACAGGAUGUGCAGAAGGCUAAAGAAAAGUAUGAGAAGUCUCUGGAGGAGCUGAAUAAAUGCACCCCGCAGUACAUGGAGUGCAUGGAGCAGGUGUUUGACCAGUGCCAGCAGCAUGAAAUCAAGAGGCUGACCUUCCUCAAGGAGGCCCUGCUGGAUAUCAAACGCCAUCUUAACCUCACCGAGAACGCAAGCUAUGCCGCAACAUACAGAGAACUGGAGCGCACGAUCCUGGGUGCAAACACACAAGAGGACCUGAAGUGGUUCAGCAACAACCAUGGCCCCGGCAUGCAUAUGAACUGGCCUGCAUUUGAGGAAUACAACCCAGACCAGGCCAGUGCUCCUCCAAAGAAGAAGAAACCAGACGGAGCCCCACCCACUCCGAGCACCGACCAUGUGGCGCCCCCUGGUGACCGGAGCAGUGUGAGCAGCUAUGAAAAAAACCAAGCUUACUCGACUGAGUGGUCCGAUGAUGAGCAGCCUGCUUCUUACUCUGGCAACGAAAACGGCGGAAACGGGAAUUCUUUCGAAGAUGAUUCCAGCACUGGGAAAGGGGUCCGCGUCCGCGCUCUGUAUGAUUAUGAAGGCCAGGAACAGGAUGAGCUCACCUUCAAAGCAGGUGAUGAACUGACCAAGACUGAGGAUGAAGAUGAGCAAGGCUGGUGUAGAGGUCGCUUGGACACCGGCCGAGAGGGACUGUACCCGGCCAAUUAUGUCGAGCCAAUCUAGACGCGUUACUGGACAAGGACACGGCAUUGGAAGCAGCUUGAACUGUCCCAUCCAAUUGCACCCCGCACAUAACCAGAGACUUAAGAGCAACACAUCCCUUGCCCAACAGAUGCGCCGAGCAGUCUUGCCUAAAUAAAAACUUAGUAACCUAAAAGACAAUAUAUCAGUAUAAUAUAUUUUAUCCAGCAUUUGGGGUGGGUGGACUUUCACAUUUAAAAACAGGAGCAGCAGUUAUUCCAGUAUAUACACACUCAACUAUUCCAUCAAGUCAGUGCAGGAACACAUUGCUUCUCUGUGUAGCUGUAUUUAACAUAUAAUGCAGCUUAUUUAAACUUGCAGUACGCUGCAGUCGUUUCUCUUGUGAAAAUGGGAAGAUAAUAUAAUCAGUUAUACCCAUCCGACAAAGACGAGCUUCUCUAACCUGCAUUGUGUAUAUACAGUGUGAUGCCAUUUCUGUGUAGCAUUUUUAAUGCUGUGUGUGGUCAGUUGUCAUUCUUACAUCUGGAAUGCUGUGUAGUGUUAAAAGUACCACAAACAGUAUCCUCUAUUUUUCUUUCGCGGUUUUUUUUUGUUUUUCUUUGUGAUUUGGUCCAACCUCUUUUCCAGUGUGUGCAGUGCUAUGUGUUUUAACUGUUUCUGAACUUGCAUAGCAGCAUGUGCUAUGCAAAAACUUGCAUUCCCUGAAUCCUGCAGCCUUCUUACGGCUUCAACUUGAUGCAACACCUCUACUGCAAAUGCAGAGGUCCCUUUUCAGCAUCACAAUCUUCUGGACAUGCUUCUGUUUUCAUGAAAAGAAAGUUGUUGAUGAACUGAUUUUAUGUUUUGUUUGUUUAGUUCUUUUCUUAGCAUCACAACCCCAUUGACAAUAUCAUCUUCAUGCAAUCCAAGGAAAGGAAACAGUUUCUGCAGAAGCUUUCAUUCUUGGUUCAGUGAUUCAGGUCUCAUUUUAAUUCACCACUGCUUACAAGAAACACGAGUGAUACAUUCCCUCUGAGCGAACCCGGAUCAAGUCAUCUUCUUGAGGUUUUAGGAGACGGGUUCUGAACAAUGCCUGUGUCGGGCACAUUUUACCAGAGCAAGAGACCCAACGGAGGCAUGUCGAUGUGUUAUUGUGCUACUGACGGUUGUCUGAAGAUCGAAGCCUCUUCAACAGGACAUGAAUGUAUGUUUGGGCUUGAAAGAGGGCAUGUUUUCUAAACAUGGUUCUCCACCGUCGUUUAAAGCCCUUCCUAGCAAAAAGCACUAGUUAUGUGGCCCGUUUCCCUGCUGAGCCAAAGAAUGCCCCAAUACCAUCAACUUUCUGUUUUCUCUCCAUGCAAUAACUUUACAUAUCACAACAGCUUCAGUGAGAAUCAACUUGUAGCUGCCUCCCAGUCCACCAAAACUUCAUUUGUCCGCAAAACACCGCACAAUGACACAGGGAAUACAUUUGUCACCAGUACUGCACUGCCUGGAAGAUGACUCUUGCACAGUGCACUACAUGGUUAUUUUUAAAUCUUGCUACAUACAAAUGAAAUGAAUAGCAGGAAUUGCAUCUGAUGUUAAUAAGUGAUGUGUCAUGCUAAGGGUUGCACCUAAAUCUCUGAUUAGAUGGGAGAAAUGCUUUUUAUAAGUUAGUCGUCCUGAAGUUUUAAAAUUUCACUGGACCAACAGCAGUCAGAUGUGUUUAGCUCUGUGUCUGGAACAGGAUUUGACAGGUUUGGGUCUCACACAUGAGGAGAAACACAUCACCAGCUCACAAGUUGUGUCUUAGAGUAAAGCUGUCCAGCAUAGCAAAAAGGACUCCUAUCAUUAAACUGUCCCACUUCCUUGAUGUGUGUAUGCACACGUCACACACACACACACACACACACACACACACACACACACACACACACACACACACACACACACAUACAACAUACAUACAUACAUAUUGCAUACGAGAUAUACACAAACACGCAAAUUCAAACACACGCUCCACAUUACCAGGUAAAUAUUUUGGGGGAAAACUUCUUCAUCCAGUGCGUAUGAGUUGUGUAUGUAUGUAAUGUAAGGAAAAAAAAAAAAAGUUAUAAAAAAAAUUGCAAGUGAUUGACUAUUAAGACAAAAUGUAGUGUUAUACAUGUAAAUGUGAUUCAUUAAAAUAACAGCAAUGGAAAACAUGUUAAAUAAUAGAUACCAUAUCGUAUGAAUUUCAUUGCAAUGGAAUUGUCGGUGUAUCAUAAAAGCGUGACGUUAUCCCACGCUGUCAGAUUUGUAUAUGACGAUGUAAUUUAAAGAUUAUAUUCUAUUGUAACUGUACAACUGUGUUGAGUUGGAAAAUGAGACCUAACCAUGUUGAGGCAGUAAAAAGGUGUACAUGUAAAUGCUUUUUUAUGUUGAUGAUCUCUUCCUUAUGCACACAGGGGACAGCAGCUCAUGUUGUGGAAACCCUAUAUUAGCGGUCUAGAAGAUGUAUGUUCAUAGUUAGUGAUGUACUUUUAUCUCCUAACUGGUGUAGUGCCUGUUCAUCUUGAUGUAACAAGAAGUUCAUUUAAAUAUGCAUAAAGAUGAUUAUGAUCACAGAUAAUAAUGAAAAUA